GAAACACAAACAAUAGAAAAACUACACCUUUUCAAUCCUCCCCCUACUGCUACUUUAUUUUCAUCAGGAUUCAAGAAUACAACACGAUGGAACUUCCAGAGGAUUACACCCGCCCUCGGGAUGAUCGAUACCAAAAUUACCAGCAGUCGACUCCAUACGAUUACCAGAACUAUCCUCAACAACAGAAUUACCCUCCUCCUGGGCCUAAUGGUCAAUACCAGAAUUACCCUCAGCAAUAUCCGCCACAACAGUAUCAGCAAUAUCCUCAGCAAUAUCAGAAACCGUCUUACCCCCUCAGACCAUGCGUCAUACCCCCGCUAAGAGUGUCAGAAAUCCCCAAUGGCCCCAGUUUCGUACGCACCCGUGUCCCCGAGCUGGAAGCAGUCGCGCGUCUCCCUCCAUCCGAACUGUUGGGAUUCAUUGAUGGGCUAAACCGUAUCUUGAAUCCCCCCGCCCCUGCUAAUAACGGAGGGUUCCGUGGGUUUGUGCAGAGUGCGGCCAUCCAGCUUGUGAACAGUAAGAUGGAUGUGGUUUCAAAUGGGAGGGUCCAGGAGUAUAUGGCGAGUGUGAAUGGGGACAUCUUUAUGCAGAGAGGUCUGAAGGCACACAUCUGCAGUACGGAAGAGCUGGUAUCCCGGUUGGGAAUGGGUGAAUACGGUCUCCCUAUGGGUACAAUGUCACCGUAUGAUGUUAUGGGAGCUUUCGGAGAUAGAGUGAUGGAAUUGUCGCCCGAGAGCGGGAAUAACACUGGUGCAUCAGACAAUUGGAUGGCAAAACUCGGGGCGAUAUCAUCGGGACGGAAGGACAAGAAGAUAAGGGAGGCAGAGGCUGAAAUGGAACAGAUUCAGUCUCAGAUGCAGGCCCUCUCAUAUCAGAUCCAAGAGAUCGGUAUGCGACAGCCUAAAGACUGGAAGAAAACAAAAAGGGAUCUGGAGAAAGAUUACAAGGAUCUGGAGAAGGAUCUAAGAGAUGCUGAGAAGAAGUACAGAGAAGAGAUGGAAAAGCAUGGGGAUAAGAGCAGUGGGCACACAGUAAACAGUCACUAUUGGAUUGUUAUUGUGCAAAUGGCUUAG
Penicilliopsis zonata CBS 506.65 is the source of this 1073-nucleotide messenger RNA. RefSeq lists its product as hypothetical. The record is from RefSeq and is a predicted model, not a curated record. The transcript has 2 exons. Bases 87 to 1073 code for a protein of 328 amino acids. NCBI's taxonomy places the organism in Eukaryota, Fungi, Ascomycota, Eurotiomycetes, Eurotiales, Aspergillaceae.